UCCAGUAGUACUUUUCAGGAUGACAGUGAUUAUUCUACUCCUGCUGGUACUUGCGUUUAGUUUUUCUGAAGCGGAGGACAAUGAGCUGUUCUCCGUGAUAAGCACCCCCCCUGAAAAGGGCCAGAGUGUUUUACCCGACCCUGGCCAGAACCAGAGCACAAGGCUUGGGGCCAAAGACCCCUCUCUCACCAUCAACGAGCCCCUGGAAAAGAGCAGCAAAGCUGGGGACCCCAAGUACGCCCUCCACCCCCUUCCCUCUGGGGUCUGGCCCAAGCACAGUGACCCUCGCUCCGGCCCCCACAACAAGAGCAAGAAGGGCCCUAAAAAUGACCGCCUGAUCGAGCACAACAGCGAGAAGAACCGCGGUGAGGCCAGUCUAGCACUUCCCAAAACGCCACUUACCGCUGCUACCAACCGCACACAAAAAGUAAACGUGGACCCUUACCGAGACCCCCACACUUACUUCAACAACCCCCCACAGAUUGACCCGGACAGUCACCCCAACUCCAGACCCAGGGGCCACCCCCAAAUUCACCCAGCCACCUCCCCUCGCAGGGACCCCCCAACCAGAAAGCUGGACCCGGAGGAGAAUCGCCCUGGAGGGAAGUCCAGUCUGUACCAGUCUGGCGGCGCCAACCGGAAUAACAGCCGCUCAUCUGUGCUCCUCAACCGUCGCUCCUCCAGCCUGCUCUACCACUUCGACAUCCUGAAACGAGAGUCUGACUUCACUCACGAGGCCGUCUGCAUGAGUGAGUGCAGGAAGGAGAAGGAGGAGAGAGACCACUACUGCUACAGUGAAUUUGCCGUCAAUGGGAUCGUUCAUGACAUAGACAUGGUGCGUAAGGGGAUUAGACUCAUCACACUGAUGGUGAGCAGCGAUGGCUUCUACAAGAUGAGCCGCCUCUACGUCACUCCAGACAGCUUCUUUCUCAAAGUGCGUCUCCUAGUCCUGGACACCUACAAAUGUAGCAAGCCUUGUCCUGACAUCAAACUAGGUAGCCGGUACAUUGUAAUGGGCCAGAUCUACCACCGGAGGCGCCACCUUCCCAAUGACCUUCUGGCCCUGCUGGGGGGCAAACUGAAGCCAGGCGACGGCCUCCUGCGCAGCAACAACUACGUCAAGCGCUUCAACAAGAGGAGACACCAGAAAGCCCUGGAGGCUACCCGCUCCAAGUGUAGGUGAAACCAAAACACACUAUCGCCCCCUGCAGCGGUGGGAAAGACAUUGCAGCCGUCAACAUGAAGUGACUGUGACCUAUAACCCUACAACAUUUCAGCCGAGAUGUAGAUGGACGAGGCCAAGGUGUUGUUGUUUUUUUACUGCAUGGACCUCCUGCACUUGUUUGUCAUAAUCCAGGUUGAGUGGUAAUGUUUUUGCUUGUCUGUCUGUACAGUCUAUGCCUUGUAGCUUUGCGUCCUCUUCGAUAGAAGACACAAGUGGAGUCUAUAUCAAAGGUUCUCAUCUUCAAACCUCUGCUUGAAGUGUUGCCCCAUCAGAUUUCCUCACACUGUUGCUCUCUGUUAUUGUGCAUGAGCAUUUAGUUGGAUAGAGGGCACACUUAACAAAGGUAAAAGAUGAGCUCUCUAGUAUAUCUCUUUGUUCAUAAGUCUUCUAUACUCAUUUAUUAAGAUGUCGUAGUACUUCAAAUGAUCAUUUUUUUCAUGUCUGGUACAUGAAUCGGUCAGAUCAGUGCCUCCCUCUUAUUGGUUUCUUUUACGAUUUCAAUAUUCUGCCAGCGAACCCAGAGUUCUGUUUCAAUGGAAUAAUUUAGGUAGGGGACAUUUUCAUUGGCUAAUUCGAUGUAACACAACUUUUCAUCAGAAUGUUUUGGUUGUCCUGUGUCCACAUUUGAAGAUGUUGUCCGAGCAUGUGAAAGAAGCCCAUAAUUGCCCUGAGGGAUGAAGACUGCCAACUCCAGCUCCACUAUUCAUGCGAACACACACAUCUCUCCAAUUGGCUUGUUCCAGGUUAUCCCAAUCAUCCAUGGGAAAGACUUAUCUGUUCAGAUCUAGUUGCACACGGGUGCUUCUCCAAUGGCAAGAGUCCAAUUACAUUUCGCCUUUCGAACUUGGUAGGAAACUUUAAAGGAUUUCCUAUUAACUGAAUGUACAAUAUCAGCAAUCUCCUAUUUAUGCCUGUAAGAAAAGCGGUCGCAUCUUCACACUGUUUUGUUCCUGUCAUUUGAUUGCAGGAAAUGCACUUUUACUGUAUGUGAAAGAGAAGAGGGGGGUGGGAUGUAAGACUGGAAAAGCAGCAUCAACAACAACAAACCCCAGAGGAGGGAUAAGUUGAGAAAAGAAACAAAACUUAACCUAGUUUUCUAAUGUUAAAGAAGUUUACACGUUGAAACAUCCGACGGCGAAGACAGACUUCAUAAGGGAACCUGGUGGUAUUAGUGGGUGUUUUUGUAAAUCUAAUCACGGGAAUCUGAUUCCCCCCCCCCCAGGGCACCUGGACACACGGAUUCAGAAAAGUGCGGCUCUCCUUGCCGGCUCUCUUUGGAGAUGGUGAGGUGAAAGCUAAUGCCACCUCUGACCCUUAUUUGCUCAUACACACACACACAGACACCCACAACCACAACCGAUCCGGACAAAGUUCAAAGGAGACAUUUGAGAGUGGCCAAGGGAAGGAGAGAUGGAGAGAGGGAGGAGGGAAGGAGGAAGAGGGAAGGCAAAAAAGAAAGAAGAGAAAGGUUGUAGUGCCUUCAGAAAGUAUUCACACCCCUUGACCUUUUCCUCAUUUUGUUGUGUUACAAAGUGGGAUUAAAAUGGAUUUAUUUGUAGUUUUUGGUCAACGAUCAACACAAAAUACUCUAAUGUGGAAGAAAAAUGUGAAUAUUUAUUACAAAGUUAUGAAAAAUAAUAUAUAUCUUGAUUAGGUAAGUAUUCACUGCCCCAUAGACAAUACAUGUUAGAAACACAUUUGGAAGAGGUUACAGCUGUGAGUCUGUAGGUGAGUCUAAGAGCUUUGCACACCUGGAUUGUACAAUAUUUGCACAUUAUUCUUGGUAACAUUCUUCAAGCUCUGUCAAGUUGGUUGUUGAUCAUUGUUAGAAAGCCAUUUUCAAGUCUUGCCAUAAAUUUUCAAGCCGAUUUAAGUCAAAACUGUAACUAGGCCCUUCAGGAAUAUUCAAUGUUGUCUUGCUAGGCAACUCCCAGUGUAUAUCUGGCCUUGUGUUUUAGGUUAUUGUCCCUUUUGAAUGGUGAAUAUGUCUCCCAGUGUCGGUUGGAAAGUAGACUGUACCAGGUUUUCCUCUAGGAUUUUGCCUGUGCUUAGCUGUAGUCUGUUUAUUUUUGUCCUAAAAAACUCCUGAGUCCUAGCUGAUGACAAACAAACCCAUAAAAUGAUGCCGCCACCACCAUGCUUGAAAAUAUGUGUUGCUUUGGAUUUGCCCCAAACAUUCAGGACAAAAAAGUUGUUGAUCCAUCCUCAGUUUUCUCAUAUCACAACAAUUAAACUCUGUAACUGUUUUAAAGUCACCAUUGGCCUCAUGGUGAAAUCCCUGAGCAGUUUUCUUCCUCUCUUGCAACUGAGUUUGGAAGGACACCUGCAUCUUUGUAGUGAUUGGGUGUAUUGGUGCAUCAUCCAAAACCUAAUGAAUAACUUCACCAUGCUCAAAGGGAUAUUCAGCAUCUGCUUUAUUUUGUAUUAUUUUUUACACAUCUACCAAUCGGUGGCCUUCUUUGAGAGACAUUGGAAAACCUCCCUGGUUUUUGUGGUUGAAUCCAUGCUUGAAAUUCACUACUCAAUUGAGGUUCCUUACAGAUAAUUGUAUGUGCGGGGUACAGAGGUUGGGUAGUCAUUCAAAAAGAAUGUUAACCACUAUUAUUGAACACUGAAUGAGUCCAUGCAAUUUAUGUGAUUUGUAAAACACAUUUUUACUCCUGAACUUAUUUAUGCUUGUCAUAACAAAGGGGUUGAAUACUUAUUGACUCAAGACAUUUCAUCUUUUCAUUUUUUAUGAAUUAAAAAAAAAAGUUCUACAAACAAAAUUACACUUUUACAUUAUGGGGUAUUGUGUGUAGAUCAGUGACACAAAAUCUUAAUUUAAUCCAUUUUAAAUUCAGGCUGUAACACAGCAAAAUGUGGAAAAAGUCAAGGGAUGUGAAUAUUUUCUGAAGGCACUGUAUGUACAUACAUCAAGAAAGAGAGAGACCCUGGGAGAGAAAGAGAGAUCCUGGGCUCUCCAUUCCUGAGGGAAAACUUUGAAUGGAUGAUAAGAUAGACAUCCAGACCACAGACCUUUGGUCUGGCAUGUCAUCUUUGACUAUGAUCAUACUUAAAAUGAGAGAAAAGCCAAAGGUUUGCACUGCGCAUA
This is a messenger RNA of Oncorhynchus masou masou (cherry salmon), 4319 nucleotides long. RefSeq names its product UPF0450 protein C17orf58 homolog. The transcript has 5 exons. The record is from RefSeq and is a predicted model, not a curated record. Lineage: Eukaryota; Metazoa; Chordata; Actinopteri; Salmoniformes; Salmonidae. Bases 20 to 1183 code for a protein of 387 amino acids. Gene Ontology annotation, molecular function: protein binding.